Colletotrichum navitas is the source of this 1208-nucleotide messenger RNA. RefSeq lists its product as uncharacterized. NCBI's taxonomy places the organism in Eukaryota, Fungi, Ascomycota, Sordariomycetes, Glomerellales, Glomerellaceae. The coding region runs from base 454 to 1119 and encodes 221 amino acids. The record is from RefSeq and is a predicted model, not a curated record. The transcript has a single exon.
CGAGGGAAAGGCGAGGAUCCGGCAUGUCGGCACCUGUUGAGACACAACAAAAAGCCACAGCAUCACAAAGCCGUUUGGUUGGGCGCCAUAGGAUUCUUUCGCUCGACGCCUGGACUGCCUCCAAGAUGAAGUGGCGUCUAACUGCCGUCUCAGGCCCGCUUAGCGUCAUCGGUUGGCGUCAUUCAACCCGGGCUCGAGAUUCGUUAUGGGCUAAGGGGUCAGGCAAAAUAGCCAUCGAAAAGGAUCGUUAAAGACGAUUUAAAUGCUCGAUUCCUCCCUUUGUUUCGUUUUUCAAACCAGAGCCUCAAGCAUCUCAGUCGACUUUCAUUACCGGAUCAACACACUCGUUUACCAGUAUCAUUCUCUUCAACUACAAACAUACAAUUUUUUCGAGACUUCCAACUUGUUGAUAAACACGAAAACAAUUCCGAAAAAGAACAAGCAAUUAUAAAAAUGUCCUACAGACUUGUCGCUUCUGUCGCUGUCCUUGCGACCACCGUCCUGGCCAAGACGGACCUCGCCGGCUGUGUAUCCUCCGACUCGGUCGUCACCCCCACCCAGGGCGGCACUCCCUAUGCGACCGUCGUCUGGUACGUCCCCGGCACCGGCGAGAUCUGCGCCGCCCUCGACUGCGGCGGCGGCCGCGCCCCUCCCAGGACUGAUGUCCCCGGAUGCAUCGGGUACAAGGGCACCGCAUCGUACUCGCCUUCGUUCCUUCCGAUGGCGACCAGCGACGCGGCUUACGCCCAGCCCACGCGGCCGUCCGUCAUCACGUCGGCUCCGGAGAGCGCCAUCCCCACCGUCUCCGAUACUGCUGCCGCAAUCGAGACCAAGCCAAGCGAGACCGAUCUGGUUGAGAGCGAGUGUACCACCGAGGUCUCGACUUCGGCUGCGCCAGCUGUCACCGAUGUCGUCUCUCCUCCUGCUGGGCUGAACGCGACGGCCUCUUUCCUGAUGACUACCCCCAAGACGGCCGCUAGCCCCCAGACUUCCAUCUUGAGCAACGGAUCCGCUCCCACCUCGGCCAUUACCAGACCCAGUUCUGCGGCUCCAUUUGGGGCGUCGCGCGAAGUAUUCGGCCUGAUUGCCGGCAUGGCUAUCGCAGCGGUUUUGUUGUAAAGGCUCUUUAUUCGGACGUUAAGGGGGAGGAAUUUGUGGUCUAUCCGUAGACAGUCUAAUAACAGUGCAUUAAUACACUUCAAUUUGCU